Messenger RNA from Lactuca sativa (garden lettuce), 953 nucleotides. RefSeq names its product putative zinc finger A20 and AN1 domain-containing stress-associated protein 8. The record is from RefSeq and is a predicted model, not a curated record. Lineage: Eukaryota; Viridiplantae; Streptophyta; Magnoliopsida; Asterales; Asteraceae. Gene Ontology annotation, molecular function: zinc ion binding; DNA binding.
UUAAAAGCUAGACGACAGAAGCUCUCAAACGUUGUGCGCCGAACACGCCCUGUAAAUUAGGUUGUUUAUAAUCUUCACAUUUUACAAGGCUUUGUUCUUUGUGUAGAAUGAACAUUAAAUUUUCAGUUAUAUUUCUUAGUAAUUAAAAUUGUGAAGUAAACUACAAUAACCGCACCUAAAAAAAAGGUUACCAAAUAAAUUAUUGAUAAUUAUUUGUUCUAUCUAAUAAACGUAUUAAAGUAUCAAUAAUGUAUAAAAUAAAAUAUAUUAUCAAUAUAUUUGAAUUUGUAUAUGCUCCUAGUUCCCAUCUGGGUACCUUUCCAUACUCCCAUCCAAUUCCACAUUCUUUCCUUCUAUAAUCUCAACCUUCUUUUCGAUCCCAUUAUAAAUAUACUUACUCCCAAUUACUUCAAACUCCACUGCAUAAUUCUCAUGCAAUUAACAACCACGAAGAAACCUUCAACUAGUUCAAGACGAAAGCAAGAAGAAGAAACAGAGAUGGCGAUGAAGGAGCAAUCAAAAACACCUCAACUUUGCAAAACGGGUUGCGGGUUUUUUGGGAACCCAAAUACCCGAAACCUCUGUUCUGUUUGCUUUAACAUUGAGCUCAAGAAGGAGACAUGUAAACAUACGGAUAGGAUUGUUGCUCAUGUGAAUAUAUUACCUGAUAAAAGCCCAUCCAACAACAAUCAUCAAAGUCUUAACAUCAUCAACACCAAGAACAGAUGCAGGGUCUGCAACAAACGGGUCGGGUUGAUAGGGUUUAGUUGUAGGUGUGGUCGGACUUUCUGUGGGUUGCAUCGGAUGCCGGAGGAACAUGCAUGUGAUUUUGACUUCAAAACCGCCGGCCGUGCGGUUUUGGAGGAACAAAACCCGGUUUGCGUUGCUGAUAAAUUGGAGAGUAGAGUUUAAGUUUUGUUUUUAGUGCAAUGGAGCCCCUAUACUAUUCUUCU